Ciona intestinalis (vase tunicate) is the source of this 835-nucleotide messenger RNA. NCBI's taxonomy places the organism in Eukaryota, Metazoa, Chordata, Ascidiacea, Phlebobranchia, Cionidae. The record is from RefSeq and is a predicted model, not a curated record.
UUAAAUUGCAGAAAGCAAAUUAGUUUAACAAGCAACACCCAUUAUUAUGAUAAACUUUAAUUUAAUUAGCGCCGUUGGAGUUUGCUUAUUAUUUUUCUCACGGGUGGAAGCCAGGAUUUUCGGCGGCCACGUAACUUGGCGACCAGUGGCGGCUUCCAGCACUCAGGUGUAUUUGGAUGUAACGACAUUUUACGAGGGUACAACUUGUACCCCUGGUAAUCUGCUGGAGGUACCGUUAUGGUCGUGCAGUACUUCCUGCACCACUCCGAGCUCUCGGCCCAGUCAAUUAGGAACAACCUGCGGCAUAACCGACACUGAAGACAACUGGUCGAUUAAUCACUUCCAGGACACUUACACAGUUUCAGCAACCGGGCAGUUUUCAUUAACCUUAACUGAAAAUGUCGGUUUCUUCCCGCAAACCAAACGAACGUUUUUGUCUUCCUUUGACAACGGGAUAAGAUCAGACACCGGAAGACCAAAUUAUUCUCCAGUGGUGACCCAAGAUCCAAUUAUCAGAAUCAAAUCUGGUUGCGCAACAACUAUAAAAAUUCCGGUGACUGAUAACGACGGUGAUAACUUAUUCUGUCGUUAUGCUACUGGGGCCGUAGAAUGCGGCGAUUUCUGCACUGGAACCACCUCAGCUAUCGCCUUAGUUGGGAACACUUGCACUAUCACGUACGAUGGCACUGCCGGUGCAUCAGACAUCAAUGUGGCAUUGAUGAUAGAAGAUCGACCGACAUCCACUCUUACUGUGGGAAGUAGGAGUGUAACUACAAGUGAUACGAUUACUGCAGUUCCGCUGCAGUUUACAAUAAAAAGUCAGUAUGUUGUGUAA